AUGGCGGGCGGCGGUCGCCCCGAGGGGUACAACGAGGGGCGCGCGUGGAAGGCCCGCGUGCUGUCGACCACUGCCACUGGAGGUAUGCUGGUGUGCGACGGGGACGGAGGUGCGUUGGUGUGCGACGGGGACGGAGGUGCGUUGGUGUGCGACGGGGACGGAGGUGCGUUGGUGUGCGACGGGGACGGAGGUGCAUUGGUGUGCGACGGGGACGGAGGUGCGUUGGUGUGCGACAGGGACGGAGGUGCGUUGGUGCGCGACGGGGACGGAGGUGCGUUGGUGAGAGGUGGUGACUUCUGUGUCGACUCAGUAGUGUGUGAGGAAGCAGCAGCAGCAGCAGCAGCAGCAGCAGUGGGGGCAGCACAGCCAGCAGCAGCGAUCGUUGCUGUCACCAGCAACUGCUGCAUCGCUGCUUUCUGUGUGGCAGGUCUGGAGGAGGCAGUGAGGGAGGUGCGAUUCUCUCUGGCCUCCGACCCCACCAACGGGCUGCUGGGGGGCGCUCUCGCUGGAGCGCUGUUUGGCCGCCUGCGAGGUGAGCAGUGGGAGGGAUGGGAAGGGCGAGAGAGCCGAGACAUCGCCAUCCGGGCAGCUGUAAUGUUUGGCCUGGCCGGGGCAGGGCACCGGGCAGCAGUGGAAACUUUCAAGGAGUGGCGCAUUCAGCAGCUCAUGGCUGCCCGCGCGGCUGAACACACUGCCAGCCCUCACUCCCCCCAUGCAGACAUGGCAACAGACAGAGAUGGGGGUGUAACUGCCGGCGCUCCUGCCUCCCAUGCCCACAUGGCAACAGACACAGACGGGCGUGUGACUGUAACGGAUGGGACGCGUGAACGCACAGCAACCACUGGAGCAUCACCUCUCAUGGGAGGCGUGGGGGAGCGGGGCGAGCAGGUGGCGGCGAAGGCAGGAGGGCGGUGGGAGUGGCCAGAGUGGCUUCCUGUGAGGCGGCUAGGUGAGGAAGAGGUGAAGCAGCGGCAGGAGGAGUUCAGACGGAGAGUGGCGGCGGCACAGCGGCUGGAAAUGGCUGGUGGGGGUAGGGAUGCUGGCAUGGGAGGUGCAGAGGGGCGGGAAAAGGGCGAAUGA
Messenger RNA from Closterium sp. Naga37s-1, 1080 nucleotides. The record is from the annotation of a GenBank genome assembly. Lineage: Eukaryota; Viridiplantae; Streptophyta; Zygnematophyceae; Desmidiales; Closteriaceae.